Molecule: messenger RNA, 1128 nt
Organism: Diaporthe amygdali
Lineage: Eukaryota; Fungi; Ascomycota; Sordariomycetes; Diaporthales; Diaporthaceae
Exons: 6
Coding region: 1-1128 (375 amino acids)
Biological process (GO): L-aspartate biosynthetic process
Cellular component (GO): cytosol
Molecular function (GO): pyridoxal phosphate binding; L-aspartate:2-oxoglutarate transaminase activity
Source: RefSeq, a predicted model, not a curated record
AUGUUUGAGAAUGUGCUCCCGGGUCCGCCAGAUCCUAUAUUCACCCUGAAAAAACUAGCUGACGGCGAUUUGUCGCCAAACAAGGUCGACCUGGGUGUUGGGGUAUAUCGAAACGAGCAGGGCGGUUACCAUGAGUUGGAGGCCGUCAAAAGGGCCAAAAGAAUCCUAAAUGAGAGAAAUCCAGGUCAUGACGUGGCGACUGUGCAAACCAUAUCAGGUACAGGAGCCAACCACCUGGCAGCACUGUUUCUGAGCCGCUCUCGCGACUUUGCGAAUAAGGCCGUCUACAUUGGGACCCCAGCAUGGGGCAACUACGAGACAAUAUUCCGGCUCGUUGGUGUGCAGGUGGCCAAGUACAAGUACUAUGAUAUUCAGAACGGCAUCGACUUCGAAGGAAUGCUUCAGGCUAUCGAGACGGCACCCGUGAAGAGUAUAUUCAUCCUGCAGAGCUGCUGCCACAAUCCGACGGGUGCAGACCUGACAGCGGCACAAUGGGACCAGCUAGCCGAGUCUUUUAGACGGCACGAGGUGCUCCCAUUCUUUGAUAUUGCGUACCAAGGGCUCGGUGAGGGCCUGGAGAACGACGCCUACGGCAUCCGGCGGUUUGUAGCGCUUGGCCUCGAGGUCGUAGUGGCACAGUCCUUCGCCAAGAACUUUGGCCUGUACGGCGAGCGCUGCGGAGCGCUGCACGUCGUCGGCAGGACAAAGGAGUCCGCCGAUAAUGUUCGUGAACAGUUACGCUCGCUUAUCCGAGCAGAGUUUUCGUCCUCACCUGCGUACGGCUCGCGAUUGGUGACGAUAAUUCUGGAGGACGAACAGUUGGCUAAGAUAUGGCGCGAUGAACUGGACGUCAUGAGGGAGAGGCUACUAUCCAACAGGCGAGCACUUUACGAUGCUGUCGUAAAUGAGCAGCGGACUCCCAGUGAUUGGACAGUCAUCACCUCGACACGCGGCUUGUUCUGCUACCUGCCGUUGACCCAACAACAAUGCGUGGAACUACGAGAUGUUUACCAUGUGCACCUGCCCGAGACUGGCCGGAUCAACGUUGCGGGGCUGAACAAGAGGAAUAUUGGCUAUACUGCCAAGGCCAUAAAUAGUGUGCUGAACCAGAGGAAAAGUGCGUUGUAG